This is a messenger RNA of Trichogramma pretiosum, 3428 nucleotides long. It is a transcript of the gene app, whose product is annotated as palmitoyltransferase app. Lineage: Eukaryota; Metazoa; Arthropoda; Insecta; Hymenoptera; Trichogrammatidae. Gene Ontology annotation, molecular function: protein-cysteine S-palmitoyltransferase activity. The transcript has 10 exons. Gene Ontology annotation, cellular component: endoplasmic reticulum; Golgi apparatus. The record is from RefSeq and is a predicted model, not a curated record. Gene Ontology annotation, biological process: protein targeting to membrane; peptidyl-L-cysteine S-palmitoylation. Bases 1494 to 2978 code for a protein of 494 amino acids.
AUCAGCAACUCCUGGAUGGCCCCUGCGCUGCGGUUAACCUCAAAGCUAUCGCCAGCCGUGGCAGAAAUUCAGCAUCAGCUGGCGCCUCUCCCUUAUCAUAUGUAUUGUGCCACCCACACAGCUUCGCGCUGCACUGCUGCGCCGACGGCUGCACUUGGCUCGUGUGCGUGCGUGUGUAGAGUUGGGGAAUAGGUACCUAUAUAUAUGUCGGCUGCUCGAUCCAUCGUCGCCAAUCGUCAUAAUACCUAUAUGAUACGAGCGAAACUACCACCACUACUUGUAUUUACCACCUCCACCUGGAACUAGUAUAGCUUACAUAUCCGCAGACUCGAGAGCAGUGGUUUUUUUACAUUUUCUCAAGAGCGCAGAAGAAGCAUCGCUACGAGCGAAAGCAUCGCGCGACUCGCGAUCCGUGCUGCAGGCAGGUGCCACGAGCGAGUCAGUGCAUCGUAUGUAGCAGCAGCAGUGCCAGGCAUCAGUAUACCAACAGAUUUCGUGGACGCUGCAGCUAAAAAACCAGUGAUAUCGUGUCCAAUCAUGCUGUAGUGCGGUGAUGGCCACGAUGGUCAGUCACCUCCUGACGUGCAAUUGUGCCUGCUGCUGCAGUGUAAAAACCUAGAAUACAUGCAGCUGCCCGAGCUCCAUUAGUUAUGUUGUUGUUGUCGUUCGCGUUACUGCGCUAGCUCACAGUGGCGAAGAAAAAAGCACAAGAUCGCGCGUUACGCGGUGCUAAACAAGUGUGUCGCUCAGCACGGAGUGCCAGUGCACGCGCCUAUCUAUCUAUCUAUACGUAUGAUUUUCUAUCCGCAGAAUAGAAAUUUAUUAAUGCCUGCCUGCUAGGAAUUGCAGUGUUCUGCAGUGCGAAUUGUUGUCUAUAGCUCAUCGUAUUAUACGCUGCCUGAAUGCUGCUGCUAAUAUAGGCUCGGAUAAUAGGUAUGUCUGCUGGAGAGGUCCGCCUUUGGAGAGAUGAAAGGAAGGGCGCGGAUGAUCGAGCACGUCGAUCGCUACUCCCGGCGAUGACACAUAUUUGACUCGAGUUCACUCGUCGGUGCGCGCACCUUUGACGAUGCUCUCGCGCCAGCUUAAUUCGCCUUCCAGCAAGUGCCCCUGCGCCUAUUGAAACCAGCUCGCAUGAAUUCAUUCGUCCGCGAGUUUCGUUCUUAUCGUGUAAAACUUGACGCGGCUGUCUUUACGCGUGUGCACAUGUGUUUGUGUCGCUGUUGGUAUUGCGAAUCGAAUGUCAUCGCUAGAACGCUCUUGGCAGGAUAAUCGACAUUAUGGCGAGGUUAAGUUGACCAUCACACGCAUCAUCACCUCCGACUACUGUUAAUGGUACAUUAUACGAGUACUUGCACACUUAUAAUGUAUAGUGUACACAUACAUGCAAGGAAAUAUCUGCGACAAUUAUCUGCGUAACAUAAUACACCACUUGGAGCUACGCCGCACAGUCGUCAUCUUACGAUCAUAUAUUUAAAAAGCAUACUUAAUUCAAAAUGCCUCGAAUCACAAGAAAAUGGGAGCUUUUUCCUGGCAGAAACCGUUUUUGCUGUGAUGGAAGAGUCAUGAUGGCACCUCAGACUGGUGUAUUCUACGUUACGAUUUGUUUAAUUGCUGGUACAAGUGGAUUAUUUUUUGCUUUUGACUGUCCAUUUUUGGCAGAACACAUAACACCUGCUAUACCAGUAAUAGGAUGCUUGUUAUUCAUAUUUGUCAUGUCAGCUUUAUUCCGGACAAGUUUUAGCGAUCCUGGAGUUAUUCCUCGUGCAACGCCUGAUGAGGCAGCCUACAUAGAAAAACAAAUAGAAGUGCCAAAUAAUGGUAAUUCUCCUACCUAUCGACCUCCUCCAAGAACAAAAGAAGUUUUAGUGAGAGGUCAACCUGUAAAAUUAAAGUAUUGUUUUACAUGUAAAAUAUUUAGACCUCCAAGAGCGUCGCACUGUAGUUUAUGUGACAAUUGUGUUGAGAGAUUUGACCAUCAUUGUCCAUGGGUUGGAAAUUGUGUAGGACGUCGUAAUUAUCGAUAUUUUUAUGCAUUCAUAGUGUCUUUAGCAUUUUUAUGUGUAUUUAUAUUGGCUUGUGCCGUGACACAUUUAAUAAUGUUAACAAAAGAUAACAAGCCUUUUGUAGAAGCUGUGCGAGAAUCUCCAGGUAGUGUAGUUGUCAGUGUGAUAUGUUUUUUUUCUGUCUGGAGUAUUUUGGGGCUGGCAGGAUUUCACACAUAUCUCACUACAAGUAAUCAAACUACUAAUGAAGAUAUUAAAGGUUCUUUUACCAGUAAGAGAGGACAAGAAAGUUUUAAUCCUUACAGUCAAGGAAACAUUUGCGGAAAUUGUUUUUAUGUACUUUGUGGUCCAGCACCUCCUAGUUUAAUAGAUCGAAGAGGUGUCGUGACACCCGAGUAUCGAGCCGAACAAAAAAGGGUAUCCGAAGAUUGUGUAAUAACUAAUAAUAAAGUUUAUGGGACAGUCAAAGUUGUUCAACCACAGUCUAAUGGAAACUCAGUUCCACCGGUGGAUAUCGAGGCUGGUGAACAAUCCACUACGGUCCAUGAUCCCAGUGCCUGGGGAACACAUCAACAGCAGCAGCAGCCACAGCACAACGAUUCGUCGCAGCAGUCGUCGCAGCCAUCGCAUCUCGAUUCCCUAAACGAUAUCACGUCGAACAGUGUAACUCAUCUUGUAAUGAAUGAAUUGCCAUUGGCCUCUUUACCAUUGGCACCGAUCGACAUCGAUGAAAUAGCACCAUUACCACCUCCCAGCAUAGUAAUGAAUAACAAUAAUAGUAUGAAUAACUGCAACAAUAUGCGCUCGUCAUCGCUAUUGGAGCCUGCGUCUGUUACGACGCCUCUUUCGGCAUCGAGAUUGAGAUUGCUGCAAGACACGACAAUGAUCGAAUCAGCUCUGGAUCUUGAUUCGCUCGAGGAGGCCAGCAUCGGACACGGAAGUCAAACUGGACUUAUUAAAAUGGGAGUUCCUUGAUAGCGUAAUUGCAUUAGUGUGAUUAUGAUCUUGUGCAAUUACAUAUGCAACAUUUUGUUAAGAGUGAGGAAUACUAUUCACAAUCAUGGUUGCAUGAAAAUUAUGACCUCGUUUCCUGGCGUAUUUAUAAUGAUAUUGUUGAUAAACACACGCACGCGUAACGCACGUUAUGCACAAAAAAGUUUACAUUUAUUUUUAAGAAUAAUAAUCUAAAAAACUAGCUUUGCCGAAUGUUGUUUGAUACGAUCGAAAGCAAGCGUCGAGUUUAGGACAAUUUACUAAUAGAACGUUUGAGUGAUCAUAAACAAUUAAAUAUGUUGCGAAUCAUUCCUGUAAGUUAAGCUACUGGUAUGUGUGCUCUUAUGUCGUUAAAAAUAUUUGUUAUACACAUUGAAGACGUAUAUUAUUUCCAAUAUGAAUCGUGAUUCCAAAUAAAUAAAAUUUUUGUUA